Messenger RNA from Olea europaea var. sylvestris, 2494 nucleotides. RefSeq lists its product as uncharacterized. The coding region runs from base 244 to 2301 and encodes 685 amino acids. The record is from RefSeq and is a predicted model, not a curated record. Lineage: Eukaryota; Viridiplantae; Streptophyta; Magnoliopsida; Lamiales; Oleaceae. The transcript is spliced from 3 exons.
UACCCAUGUGCCCAACGGUCAUCUUUUAUACCUUCGUUGCUGAGAGUAUACUGUAAAACAAUUCUUUCUCCCUCCCAAACCCAUCAAGAAAUAUUUUCUAAAAUAAAAUAUACCUAUCCAUCAAGAAAUCAUCCGUUAUUAUAAAACAAGAAAUCAGAGGAACCCACAUUUGAAAACCGGAAAGAAAAAGAAUUCCAUUGUAUUCUUCAAAGAACCUGUAGUGAAUUCAAGAAAAAGCACAAAAUGGAGGGUUCUGAUAAUGGAUUUUCAUCAUCAAACACUCCCAGAUCUCCUCUGGUUCCAAAAUCGUCACCUUCAGGUUCAGGAGAAAACAAUGAGAAUGAUACAAGUCAAGACCAAAUGAAUUCCAAGUUGCAUAACCCCAAGAAACUAGUAGCAAAACAUUUUAUGUCACCCACUAAAUCUGCAUCUUCAAAGAUCGCAUUUUCAAAAAAGAAAAUUCUGGCUGAGAGGAAUGAAAAUUCAAGCUUUUCGGAUACCCAAAUUCGGAAAUCUCCGGAUCUGGAAAUGAAAAAUAGCCCCUUAAAUUCGAGUAUUGGUCACUCUGGUCGAUCUUCAUCUUGGUUUAUUCCAUCUAAUAAUUGUGCUCCUGGGUCAAAUGAUAAUGGCGUUGUGGCUGAUUCAUCUUUGAAGCCUUAUGACCCUUACACAAAUUACCUCUCCCCAAGGCCUAAGUACCUGCGGUAUGAUCCCAACAAACGGCGUAUGAUCUUUCACCGUAAACUAAGUGAGAGCAGAGAGGGAAAAGAUGGUACAGAAAUUCAGAAAGGUGUUGGGGAUGGUAUGGUAGAGGAGGAGGAGGUAGAAGAAGAAGAAGAAAGGGAGGAGUUUGAGGAAAAAGGAUGGAGUUUGAGAGGAGUAUUGAAAUUUCUGCUGAUAUUGUUUGUCUGUUUUCUGUCAAAGACAUAUGUAAGUUCUAUGAACUCUUCAGCACUAUCACCAAAUCUACAAACCGUUUCGGGUUUCAAAGAUGAAGCUGCAUAUUUGGAAGUGUAUGGAGAUGGUUUCUUGGAAGUGGAGGAGAGAGAGAGUGGACUUGGGGUCCAUAAUAUACUAAUGGUCAAAGAGGAUGAUAAUUUGGACAUGGGGGAUAAGAAUACCAAACCUUAUGAAUCUGAGCAUGAUUCUGAAGUGGGUAAGAAAGGCGAGCUUGAUAAUAUAAAAAUGGGUGAAGUCUAUAACAUGGAAAAGGUCAAGAAUAGUGAGGCAGAAUUGGCUGAAGUCGAUAAUGUGGAAAGAGUUGAGACUAGUGAGGCUGCAAUGGUUGAAAAUGAUGUGUUGCACAUGGAGGAUAGUAAAAAAGAGUCUGUUGAAUAUGACUCUGAUAGUGAAGUAGUUAAGACUUGUGAAGUUUUCAAAGAGGUGCCACUCGCGGUAGUUGCCAAAAGCAAGGAUAUAGAAGGUGGUGAAGUCGAGUACAUAGCAGAUGCAAAAAUUACUCCAAGUGAUGAUGCCGGUGGCAAUGAAUUGGUGAAAGAAGUUGAGGGUUCUGACCAGUUGAAGAAGCCUAUGACAUUCCAAGAGGAGCAGACACCACAGAAUACGGAAGGGGUGAAGCAGCCUAAUAUGGAACUUAUAGAAUCACAUGAACUGCCUGUCAACUUGGUCGAUGAAGUUGAUGAAGAAUUUUAUGACGACAGUGAAACAAAGAAAGUUGGAUCUAAUAUCCUAGUUGUUACUGGAGUUUUUACUUUCUCCAUAAUGUUGGCAUCUCUGUCUUUUUUCUGUCGUUCAAAGAAAGGUAAAACUACAUCUAUGCUAAAUCCACUUACAUCUAUAGUAGAGGAUGAAGUAGCACGAGGACCUCCUGUACUGGAAGUCGAAGAAGAGCUAAUUGAGAAGACAAUGACCCUGGAAGUUCCAGCUGAGGAGGAAGAGCACAUUAGAAAGGAAAUUAUAUAUUCCAUUAGGCCUUUAUCCUUGUCUAGUUCAAUAGCAGAAGCAACUAAAGAAAUCGGCAGUUACAUCCAUGCACCAACCAUUGAAUUGCUAGGAGAAUUUGUGAUUAAAGAAGUAGGCAGCUCCCACGGGAAAAUACCAGCAACUGAAUAUGAAGAGAGCAAUGCUUCUCAAAAGGGGUUAAAAUCUUGUCCAGAUUAUGUUCCAUCUCAGCCAUUCUCAUACGUUUCUACUAAAGAUUCGCAGGCAUAUGGAAGCUUUACUGAUGAAAGGAAGAUUUUAAAGAAAGAGGGAGGCAAAGAUGGAGAAUCCAAGAUAGAAUUAACUACUCCAGUUAGGCGGUCGAGUCGACUUCGCAACCGCUCAGUCGUGUCUCCAUGAGUAUUCAUCACUCUUCCACUGGACUAAGUGAAAAGACCUGUUUACUUCUGUCAACUUUCUUUUAUCUUCCUACAAUCUGUGCAGGAUAUGAUUACUAGAUUAGAUUGAUGUUUCUUAAUUCAGAUAAUUAGUCUAGAUUUGUUUCUGAAAGUGGUAGUUAUAAUCCAUCUUCCAUUUUGCUAUUCCUUUUUAA